CUGUGGAAGCACUUCGACCAGGAAAUCUCAGAUUGUUGACGGGCGACAGUUUAGCUGGUGACCGUUGGGGAGCGGAGAAGUUGUUUUUAGUAUUAAAAGGUUUUAGUUUUCAUUUGUGCGCCAUGGCAUCUCUAUUCAAGAAGAAGACAGUCGAUGACAUUAUAAAGGAACAGACUAAGGAGCUUCGUGGUACUCAGAGACAGAUCACUAGAGACAGAGCUGCUCUGGAGAAACAGGAGAAACAAAUGGAGAUGGAGAUAAAGAAGAUGGCUAAGUCUGGGAACCGGGAGGCCUGCAAGAUCCUGGCCAAGCAGCUGGUCCAGCUGAGGAAGCAGAAGAACAGGACCUACGCCGUCAGUUCAAAGGUCACCUCCAUGUCUACACAGACCAAGGUCAUGAACUCCCAGAUGAAGAUGGCAGGAGCCAUGUCUGCUACGGCUAAGACAAUGCAGGUGGUGAACAAGAAGAUGGAUCCUCAGAAGACCCUCCAGACCAUGCAGGACUUCCAGAAGGAGAACAUGAAGAUGGGCAUGACAGAGGACAUGAUCAACGAUACGUUAGAUGAAAUAUUUGACGAGUCAGGUGACGAAGAAGAAUCUCAGGACAUUGUGAACCAGGUUCUGGACGAGAUUGGCAUUGAGAUCUCUGGAAAGAUGGUGAGAGCCCCAGCAGCAGGGAACAAUCUCCCCUCUGCCUCUCCUAAACGGAAAACACAGAUCUCUGACGAUGAGAUAGAGAGACAGCUCAGAGCACUGGGAGUUGACUAACACAGAUACACACAGAUACACACACACACCUUGGGCUAGGUAUGUGUACUUGCAGGCUGUUGGUCCAUGUGUCGGAGACUGGGAGACUGUGGCUGGUUAUGAAUAUGUAGUGACUACAUUAUGGAAUAAUAUAAUGUUUUAUUAUGACCCAAACUACAAUCUGCUGAAGGAUGGGAUAUUUAUGUACAUACAGACAGUUGACUCCGGUGACUUCAAUGUAUACAUGAUAUUUUGGAAGGACCAAUCCUGUGGGAGGAUGAAGUAAUGAUGUUUUUUGUGCUCUCACAUCUUUAGGUACGGUACUAUAGAUGCUGGUGAUGUCAUAGACUACUGACGAUGUGUCUGUAGUACCACUUACAUUAACUCUAGGAACUACUGACAAUGUGUCUGUGGUACCACUUACAUUAACUCUAGGAACUACUGACAAUGUGUCUGUGGUACCACUUACAUUAACUCUAGGAACUACUGACAAUGUGUCUGUGGUACCACUUACAUUAACUCUAGGAACUACUGACAAUGUGUCUGUGGUACCACUUACAUUAACUCUAGGAACUACUGACAAUGUGUCUGUGGUACCACUUACAUUAACUCUAGGAACUACUGACAAUGCUUGACUUUUUCACUAAUAAACAUUUUGCAUGAGAAUCUAUGGAAUCAUCUUGACCAAACUGCGUAUCCGUUAGGGACAUACAGUUGAAGUGGGAAGUUUACAUACACUUAGGUUGGAGUCAUUAAAUCUUGUUCUUCAACCACUCCACAAAUUUCUUGUUAACAAACUAGUUUUGGCAUGUCGGUUAGGACAUCUACU
Molecule: messenger RNA, 1575 nt
Organism: Oncorhynchus gorbuscha (pink salmon)
Lineage: Eukaryota; Metazoa; Chordata; Actinopteri; Salmoniformes; Salmonidae
Product: charged multivesicular body protein 2b
Exons: 6
Coding region: 123-767 (214 amino acids)
Biological process (GO): late endosome to vacuole transport; endosome transport via multivesicular body sorting pathway; protein transport
Cellular component (GO): multivesicular body; ESCRT III complex
Source: RefSeq, a predicted model, not a curated record